GUUUAUAAUAACGUUAACUUCCUUUGUUUCCUCUUCUUCGCCGCACACCUCAACGUCCUCUCACUCACUCACUCUCUCGCCGUGUCUUUUCAGGUUAACUACAAGAGCUUGCCUUUUCAGCUUAGGUUGUUGAUAAAUUGAAGCACUUGAUGGAAAUUAACCCAUUAGUUUUGGCUCAGCUUGUUUUAUGACUCCUGCACAGCCAUUAAUGGAUAUUGAUCCAGACCAUAAACAUCAUUCUAUAAAAGUUGAAGUUGAUAUAGAUGACAAAACUAGCUUGGCAAGAUCAGAUGGGAUGAGUUCAAGAUGCGUAGACAAUAUUGGAGAAACAGUUGGUGAGAGAAGCACUCUGUUGGAUGAACAACCUAAGCCAAUGGACCAUCAGGAUGUAGAAGUUGACAUAACAACAUACAAAAACAUAAGUGAGAACAAAUCAGCAGAACCCGAAGAUCCAGAUGCAACUGAAUAUUCAAGCUCAUUUGCAAACACUCUUUCUGAUACUGAGAAAUGUUCUGGACGAAGUGAAACUGAAGUGGAAUCACAAUUUUUUGAUGACAGUGAUUUGGCAUCCCCAUAUGAUGCAUUCAGUAGCAUUUUCCAGACAAGGAAGAAGAAGUUAACAAAUCACUGGAGGAGCUUUAUACGUCCUCUGAUGUGGCGCUGCAAAUGGACAGAACUGAAAGUUAAGGAAAUUGAAUCUCAAGCAUUGAAAUAUGCCAGAGAACUUACAACAAUUGAACAGAGAAAAAAUUCACAAAUCUAUCAAUCUACAUUUGAAGACUUUUGUUCCAAGUCUGUACCAUUUACAAAUCAAUGUUAUAGAAGAAGAGCUGUAAAGAGGAGGAAACGAAAAAGAAUAGAAGAUACAGCUGAUGCAACAUCAUAUAUGUUACACCAUAAACUUUUUUCUUAUCUGGAAAGCAAGAGAUCCAAUCCAGAUGGAAGUUCAAUGAUAGAUGAUUUUGACAAUACAGCAAUUGCAGAACAUCAUGCUGAUUGCAAUGACAAGUUUGGCAAUAAAAAUGAACAAUUAUCUUUUGAGCUUGAAGAUAGUGAUAAUUCCUUGGAGCAAGUCCUUUGGAAAAUUGAACUAGUGCAAUCUCGUAUUCACAAGCUGAAGAAUCAACUAGAUAUGGUGAUGUCAAAAAAUGCCACUAAGUUUUCUUCCUCUGAGAAUUUAAGCCUUCUAGCACCCGGUGAUGCGCAGACAAGCUCGGCUCCUAGUCCAACAUUCUCAGCUGGCAAUGGAGAAACAAUGCCAAUAGGGGCUAUUCAUAACGUGAAUCAGCAUAUCUCAGGAUAUGAUAUUGGAGAUUUGGUAAUGCCUGAUAGUGCAAUAUCAAGUUAUGGAGAGGCUAUUCAUGUACCUGAUAUAAUUGAAAGCACAGUUGGAAUGUUGGCUGCUGCUGAUGUUACCUUCUGUCAGCCACAAAUUGGAGAUUCAUGUGAAGAUAUUGUGGAUAAUGUGCUGAUACAUACUGAAGCAGCUGAGGGAGAGACGCACGCUUUCAUAGGGACAAAUAAUCAACUCCUAGAGAAACAUCGUGAACAAGACAAAGGAGAAGAAGGAGAAAGCACCAAUCCUUGUCCAGUUUCUACCUCCGAACCAGAUCCAACGACGAAAACCAUAGUGUCACAGGAGCAAUCAACUCUGAAGUCAUAUUUAGCCUCAGAUUUCCAGUUUCCAAAGAACAAAAGAAAGCGGGGCGAGAGGAAAGCUGGUUCAGGUGGCUGGAGCAAGAAAUGUUCAGGAGAGCUUGAUAGCCAGUAAUUUGUAGGAAUUCUCUGUCAAACCAGAUCAAAAAGUUCCAAAUGCAUGGCUUUUGUAAUAAAGCUGCAGGCAAUGAUACUGGCCUUGUUCUUGAAGGUGUGUCCUUAAUAAACAUAAACUUCGGCACCAGCUGUUGGUGGCAAUUGCUGGUCAGGAACAUGUCAUUUUGGAGAUAGAAACUGAAUGAUCAGCACAGAGGUUUUGUCUGAAAAACACAAGUGUAGCAAUAACAGCUGGCAAAUGGAGCCAAUUUUCCAAGGUCAAGAUCUGGUGUGCAUUUCUAUUUUCAUUAAGGCUUCUGGGUUUUGAUGACUGUUUGCAGCUUUGGGAAGAAAUAAAGUCUUGUGUUUUUUCCUGGCAGAGGCUUUGUUUAGAGCUUCAAGCUUUUAAUUUUGUCAAAGUAUUUGUUUUUUCUUAUCCAUUCCCCCCUGAACCUUGAUGAACAUUGAGAGUAGACAGUUCAUUGAAUCAACACUGAAGAUCAUAAAGUUCUUGAAAAACAAUUUUGUCAGCAAUUCAGCAGUUCAAGAGCUUGAAGUCCAGAGAAAUUGGAACCUUGAUGCUCAUGUUUCAAUGAGUAUUUGUAGUUUGAAUUGAUUGUUUUUAAGUCACCAUGAAGCUCAGGAUGCUGAAAAUAAUGUUGGGAAAAGAAGAGAUGGCAGAAUCAAACAAGAGAUCAGGAUGGAUGAUAGAUCUAAGCUUUAGCUUUUGUUAAAUUUGAUGAGAGUUUGAACUUGAACUUGUUUAAUAGACACCAUUUUGAAGUUCAGGUUUUGGUAGGAUGUUGUUUAUUACAAUCAUGAGCUAGAAAUGUAAUUGAAGAGUUGAUUGGCCUUGAAGAAACUUAUUUAAAUCUGAUCAAUUAUGGUUUUAAUACUCAAACAUGGGAGUUUCAUAUGUUUUAUUUGUGAAUUUUACUUGUAUUUUGAAUAGAGCCGAGUAAAUAAUAAUUUUUAUUAUUUUUUCA
Molecule: messenger RNA, 2738 nt
Organism: Manihot esculenta (cassava)
Lineage: Eukaryota; Viridiplantae; Streptophyta; Magnoliopsida; Malpighiales; Euphorbiaceae
Exons: 6
Coding region: 188-1771 (527 amino acids)
Source: RefSeq, a predicted model, not a curated record